Messenger RNA from Amyelois transitella, 1663 nucleotides. RefSeq names its product chymotrypsinogen B. Lineage: Eukaryota; Metazoa; Arthropoda; Insecta; Lepidoptera; Pyralidae. Gene Ontology annotation, biological process: proteolysis. The transcript is spliced from 7 exons. Bases 221 to 1546 code for a protein of 441 amino acids. The record is from RefSeq and is a predicted model, not a curated record. Gene Ontology annotation, molecular function: serine-type endopeptidase activity.
UGAGACGAAUCGGGUUGUUGUGUCAAUUCAUCCAGUCAUAUUCCUAAAAUUUACUGUAUUAUUGAAAAAAAUCUUAAGUGAAAGAGUUAACAAGCUCUCAAGAUGAAACACAUUCAAUGAAACCAUAAAAAUAAAAGACAAUAACAUUGAUCCCAAUGAAGAAAUAAAUAACCACAGUGACAAUAUUAACAGUGAUGCAAAAGAUAUAACUAUAUAAGAAAUGUAUCGACAUUUAUUACUUAUUUUUUUUCUGACAUUACUUGAAAAUAUAAGUGGCGGUAAAGAUUUAACUUCUUUUGCUUUAGUGGGGAAUCCUAUAGGUCGUGCAAGACCAUGCAAUGGAAAUGACGAUAUUGAAGCAGUUUUUGAAGGGGGCCUACCACCAGAAGAAGAGAAUAAGUAUUCAUUAAAUUUGUAUUACAAUUUACCGAAAUAUUCAAGAGUGCAUAUACAGUUUGAUUCUGAAGCUACAGUUUCUUUGCACAACAAAUCAGUCGCCAGAAUUGAUACCAUCGGAGGGAUCUUUCACAUUUCAUUCUUCAAAGAUGCUGGAUCUCUGAUCAUGACUGUUAAAGGUCCCAAUAUUGGCACUGUACCGUAUCCAACCAGUAUAGAAGCGAAUCGCGUACAGUUAUGUGAAGAUCCUAAUGUGGGGUUCCUAGACAACAUUCUUCAAGGAUACAAAGAUACAGCUCAUUCUAGCACAGCGGUAAAGCAGACGGAUUGCGGAAGAAGAAAGGUGCUACACACAGAGCUGAUCUUCAACGGUCAACCCACGAAACCUGGGGACUGGCCGUGGCACGCUGCAAUCUAUACCUUGAAAUACACCUCUGCUGAGUACAUCUGCGGAGGCACAUUGAUUUCGAAGAAUUUCGUCUUGACAGCUGGUCAUUGUGUCACCAUCAAUGGUGUUCCCGUGUUACCAGAAAUUAUAAGCGUAAUUUUGGGGAAAUAUAACCUGAUUGGAGGUGACGUCGCUACGCAAGAAAGAUUGGUUCACCAAGUGAUUGUCCAUGAGGAGUUUUAUUACAGGAAAUUGGACAACGAUAUAGCGUUGCUUAAACUGAAGACUGAAGCUAUUUAUGAUGACUACGUCCAACCGGCUUGUUUGUGGAACGUGGAUGCUAUCAAAAGGAUACCCGCUGGAAUUGUUUACGGCACAGUUGCAGGUUGGGGACUCAAUCACACCAAACAGCUGUCUAGCGCACUUCAUCAGGCGACUUUACCCAAAAUUGGAGAUCAAACUUGUCUAAAGUCGAACCCAAAUUUCUUUGGGAGAGUACUCAAUGAGAGGAAGUUUUGUGCUGGUUAUAGAAACGGUACCUCAGCAUGCAAUGGUGAUAGCGGUGGUGGUUUCCACGUGUUCGUUCCGGACAUAUCCGGAGACACCUCAGCCAAUGCGACAGGCGCUUAUUACGUCAACGGCAUAGUAUCUUUAGCGGUGAGCCGGACAGAUGCCAAAAUUUGUGACACUUCUCAAUACACGUUGUAUACUAACGUAGCUGCGUUCACUGGCUGGAUUGAUGAGCAUAUAAGAUCUUUGUGAUGAGAAUUUAUUUACCUUUGAAUUAAAUUUGUAUCAAGUCAUAAUUUUUUUCAUUUCAUUCUCAAAAAAACAUACUUACUGUUAUUUUUGUCGCAAUACAAAUAAUCGGAAAUCUAU